Messenger RNA from Python bivittatus (Burmese python), 1440 nucleotides. Lineage: Eukaryota; Metazoa; Chordata; Lepidosauria; Squamata; Pythonidae. The record is from RefSeq and is a predicted model, not a curated record.
AGAUUAUUCUUCUGAGUCCUGCUCAAGAGGGUCCCACCAUCUUUUUGACUCUUCCCCUCCCUCUCCCCCAGUUGACUCAUGCAUGGCUAACUCCAAAAGAAUUCAUUUCCAUGUGGGGAGUUCCAUAGGCGUGUUUUCAGGAGGUCACUUGUACAGGCAUUUGUUGGAUUGCCCCUGUUUCACAGGCAGGGAGGGUGGUCUGAGGCCUCUAAUUGUGCAUCUGUCUCCUUGGCAGGUUGUGAUUAAUAUUCCCUAGGAGGCUUGUACAAAUGCACUGCAGCUGCCUAAUGAGCCUCCCCUUUUGCCCUUCAUCUCCAUGUAUUGUUCUUUUUUCUCCCUUCUCUUCCCAGGCUGCUGAUACACUGGCUGUACGACAAAAAAGGCGGAUCUAUGACAUCACCAAUGUUUUGGAGGGGAUAGAUCUUAUUGAAAAAAAGUCAAAAAAUAGCAUCCAGUGGAAAGGUGUAGGGGCUGGUUGUAAUACAAAGGAAGUCAUUGAGAGACUGAGAUACCUUGAAGCAGAAAUCGAAGAUCUAGAAAUAAAAGAAAAGGAGCUGGAUCAGCAGAAACUGUGGUUACAACAAAGUAUCAAAAAUGUUAAGGAAGAUUCCACCAAUAAAUGUUUUUCAUACAUCACUCAUGAAGACAUUUGUGACUGCUUCAAUGGAGAUACACUACUAGCAAUUCAAGCACCUUCUGGUACACAGUUAGAAGUUCCUGUACCUCAUGUGGGGCAAAAGAAAUACCAGAUCAAUCUAAAGAGCAAUCUGGGACCUAUCCAUGUACUGCUCAUUAACAAAGAGUCCAGUUACUCCAAGCCAGUUGUUUUCCCAGUACCUCCACCAGAUGAUCUCCUGCAGCCUCUAUCACAAUCCGCAGUUCCACUCACCUCCUCUAAACCAAAUGCAGAUACUCAGAGAUUACAAGAGUCAUCAGAUUCUAAUCAGAAGCAAUCCCUUCCACAGACCCCAGUGACAGAUGUGCCAACAGACAUCAAUUUACAAGGAAGCCCAGCUCCUGAAACGCUGUGUGCCAGCAUUCCAGAUUCUGAACUAUAUGACAGCCUUGUAACUGAGACCACACCUAGCUCAAAUACUCUUCCUUCCUUCCUUCCACUGGAUGUCAAUAGUAUUCUAAAGUCAAACACAUUUGACAUAGCAAAGAUGGAGGAGCCUGGAGGCAUAAUUAACAGUGAUAUCAUUGAUGAACUGAUGUCCUCUGAUGUUUUCCCUCUGUUACGGCUGUCUCCAACACCUGGAGAUGACUACAGCUUCAACUUGGAUGAUAAUGAAGGAGUCUGUGAUCUCUUCGAUGUUCAGAUCUUGAACUAUUAGAUUUGAUGCAACCAGAUUUCCUCAUCUACCUCUAACUAUGUAAUACUGUAGAAGCAAUUUUGUAAUCAAGUAUUUAAAAUAAUGAAUGCAAAACUUCCAUAAUUGA